Molecule: messenger RNA, 1202 nt
Organism: Helianthus annuus (common sunflower)
Lineage: Eukaryota; Viridiplantae; Streptophyta; Magnoliopsida; Asterales; Asteraceae
Product: 14-3-3-like protein
Exons: 4
Coding region: 191-967 (258 amino acids)
Biological process (GO): signal transduction
Cellular component (GO): cytoplasm
Source: RefSeq, a predicted model, not a curated record
GAGUAAUUACUGCUCUGGAAAAAAACCUUGGUUUUUCAAAAUAUAAUAUUGGAACGAGUAAUUACUGCUCUGGAAGAAAGAGAAACCUCUACAAAGCCCAAAUCUCUCCCUAGAAAAAAUCACCGAAUAGGUUUCAACGAUAACCGCUACUCUCUCUCUCUCCACCGUUUCAUCACACACACCACCACCGAUGGCCGCCGCAUCAUCACCACGCGAAGACAAUGUAUACAUGGCGAAACUCGCCGAACAAGCCGAACGCUACGAAGAAAUGGUUGAAUUCAUGGAGAAAGUCGUCGCCGCCGCAGACGGCGGCGAAGAACUCACCAUCGAGGAGCGAAACCUCCUCUCCGUCGCCUACAAGAACGUGAUCGGAGCACGGAGAGCUUCCUGGCGUAUCAUCUCAUCAAUCGAGCAGAAAGAGGAGAGCAGAGGCAACGAAGCUCACGUUUCGACCAUCCGUGAUUACAGAUCUAAGAUCGAGUCGGAGUUAUCUUCGAUCUGUGAUGGUAUUCUGAAGCUUCUGGACUCGAAGCUGAUUGGAUCUGCUACUAGCGGUGACUCUAAGGUGUUCUAUUUGAAGAUGAAAGGUGAUUAUUACAGGUAUUUGGCUGAGUUUAAGACUGGAUCUGAGAGGAAGGAAGCUGCUGAGAAUACUCUGUCUGCUUACAAAGCGGCUCAGGAUAUUGCGAAUGCAGAACUGGCUCCAACUCACCCGAUCCGUCUUGGACUGGCGCUUAACUUCUCUGUGUUCUACUAUGAGAUCUUGAAUUCUCCUGACCGUGCAUGUAAUCUUGCGAAACAGGCUUUUGAUGAAGCAAUUGCAGAAUUGGAUACCCUAGGAGAGGAUUCCUACAAGGACAGCACCCUGAUAAUGCAGCUUCUUCGUGAUAACCUCACGUUGUGGACCUCAGACAUGCAGGAUGACAGUGCCGAGGAAAUUAAAGAAGCACCCAAGGCCGACGAGUAACAACUUUUCUCUCGUCUUCAAGACCGUACUGUGGUUUGUAAUUGUUUGCUUUUCGAUUGAAAAAAUGCUACGCGUUGCGAGUGUCUACUCUUUAGCUGUAGGAAUUUUAUGCAUUUCUGUUCUGAAUAUUAUGCUUAAUUGACUUCCAAGUUCCAUCCUUGCAAUACUUUCUAGGUUGUGAUUUUAUAAGUACUAAUUAAUAUUUGUGGUUAUACGUACAAGUAUCUUUGAUUUA